CAGCCGCGCGGAAUCUGAUUCUUCUAUUUUUGUGGGGGAAAGAAGGAAGUGAAGCGAAGCUGCUGUCUCCCGGCGGCGGCGGCGGCGGUUUCGGCUCCAGAGGGCUUCACCGGAGAUGGACGGCGCGGGGGGAAGCGGUGGCGGUGGCGGCGUGGUCCGAGACGUGGAUGCGCUGGAGGACGUGCGCUCCAUCGUGCUGAAGCCUUCGGAAUCGCUCGACGAGGCGCGGUUCACGAGGAUCGCCGGCGCCGACUUCAACGAACCGAAUCUCGGCCUCGACGGGCUGCUCGGGUCGCUCGCGUCCACGGGGUUCCAGGCCUCCAGCCUCGGGGACGCCAUCGACGUCGUCAGCCAGAUGUUAGAUUGGAGGUUGUCGCAUGAGAAGCCAUGCGAGGAUUGUGAUGAAGUUGAACUUGACCCUAAAUAUAGAGAAUCUGUGAAGUGCAAGAUAUUUCUGGGCUUCACUUCGAACCUUGUGUCUUCUGGCAUCCGGGAUAUAAUCCGAUUUCUAGCUCAGCAUCACAUGGUGGAUGUUAUUGUUACAACUGCUGGGGGUAUAGAGGAGGAUCUCAUUAAAUGCCUUGCACCAACUUACAGAGGUGAUUUUUCUUUACCUGGAGCAUUACUGCGGUCAAAAGGACUGAACCGGAUAGGAAAUCUGUUGGUGCCCAAUGAUAACUAUUGCAAGUUUGAGAACUGGAUCAUGCCACUCUUUGAUCAGAUGCUACUGGAACAAUCUACCGAGAAUGUUUGGACACCAUCAAAGGUGAUAUCUCGUCUUGGCAAAGAAAUAAACGAUGAAAGCUCCUACCUUUAUUGGGCAUACAAGAAUAACAUUCCUGUAUACUGCCCAGCGUUGACUGAUGGAUCACUUGGAGACAUGCUGUUUUGUCACGCCGUGCGCAAUCCUGGUCUUAUUAUUGACAUUGUACAAGAUAUACGACUGAUGAAUGGGGAAGCCAUUCAUGCAACCCCAAGGAAGACAGGGAUCAUAGUUCUUGGUGGAGGCCUUCCAAAGCAUCAUAUAUGCAAUGCCAAUAUGUUUCGCAAUGGUGCAGAUUAUGCAGUCUACAUUAACACAGCUCAAGAAUUUGAUGGUAGUGAUUCUGGAGCACAGCCUGAUGAAGCAGUUUCAUGGGGAAAGAUCAAGGGCUCAGCAAAACCUGUAAAGGUGCAUUGCGAUGCAAGUAUUGCUUUCCCCCUUCUUGUGGCCGCAACAUUUGCGCGUAAGGUUCACUGCUCCAAAUCAACGAACUGAAUCUCUAGCAUUGAGCUUUGGGACUCUAGCCGGCAGAAUUUUGUUGAAUUCUCCAAAUGAUUGUUUGGAGCACGAGUUGUACUGCACCCGAACUGGGAUAAAUCGCAAGGUUUUGUUGUCUCACAUACCACCAUUCGUCGAUGUACACUUGAUGUUGUAGUAGUCUGGUAGCAUUUGUAUGUUUCCAAACUGUUCAUCCGAGUCAUCCGAUGAUGCCUGACAAGUGUACGGAAUUGACACAUAACCUGUUUCUAAGCAAAGGGAUAUUUAUUCA
Molecule: messenger RNA, 1532 nt
Organism: Phragmites australis (common reed)
Lineage: Eukaryota; Viridiplantae; Streptophyta; Magnoliopsida; Poales; Poaceae
Product: deoxyhypusine synthase
Exons: 7
Coding region: 116-1258 (380 amino acids)
Biological process (GO): peptidyl-hypusine biosynthetic process
Cellular component (GO): cytoplasm
Molecular function (GO): deoxyhypusine synthase activity
Source: RefSeq, a predicted model, not a curated record